This is a messenger RNA of Desarmillaria tabescens, 1626 nucleotides long. Its product is annotated as APC amino acid permease. Gene Ontology annotation, biological process: amino acid transport; transmembrane transport. Gene Ontology annotation, cellular component: membrane. The record is from RefSeq and is a predicted model, not a curated record. Gene Ontology annotation, molecular function: transmembrane transporter activity. Lineage: Eukaryota; Fungi; Basidiomycota; Agaricomycetes; Agaricales; Physalacriaceae. The transcript is spliced from 16 exons. The coding region runs from base 1 to 1626 and encodes 541 amino acids.
AUGCUCGAAGACAACGGCACGCGAGAAGGCGAUAAUGCUAGCAUCGGACCCGCUAUUCUGUCGAAAGAUGAAGCCCUACUGGCACGCCUUGGGUACAAACAAGAGUUUCGUCGCAAUUUUAGGCCCAUAGAGGUGUUUGGUGUCGGGUUCAGUAUCAUCGGGCUUGUUCCUUCUCUCGCAUCGACGUUUGUGUACGCACUGCCCAAUGGCGGAGCUGCUGCAUUGGUUUGGGGGUGGACAGCAUGCGCAGUUCUCCUUAUUAUCAUUGGGCUUGCAAUGGCCGAGCUAGGAUCUGCCGCCCCGACGUCUGGCGGUCUGUAUUACUGGACUUUUAUGUUCUCUUCCCCCAAGUGGCGCUGUUUCCUUGCUUGGAUAGUCGGGUAUUCGAACAGUGUUGGGAACAUUGCUUCUGUUGCCAGCGUUGACUGGGGAUGCGCCGUUCAAAUUAUGGCCGCCGCUAGUAUUGGUUCAGAUUUGCAAUUCACAGCGACAACCGGCCAAACAUAUGCCCUAUUCGUUGCCUUGUUAAUAUGUCACGGCACUAUCUGCAGCUUUGAUCCCAAAAUAAUUGCACGCUUGCAAACUCCCUAUAUUAUUGCCAAUGUUCUUCUAUGCUUUGCCUUGAUCAUCGGCCUGCCUGCGGCUACUCCCAAAGAAUUCAUGAACACGGCAAGUUAUGCCUUCGGGGACUUUGAAAAUUGCGAGUUAUCACCAUGCCUUCAUCUUUAUGGGUGGCCAAAUGGUUACGCAUUCAUUCUCAGUUUCCUUUACCCGUUGUGGAGUAUCGGUGCAUUUGAUUCGACUGUGCACAUUAGUGAAGAGGCUACCAAUGCCAAUGUCGCGAUCCCCUUUGCGAUUAUAUUGGCAGCUACUUCGAGUAGUAUUCUUGGUUGGGGAAUCAAUGUUGCAAUUGCAUUCUGCAUGGGCACGGAUGUCGCAGCUGUUCUUGACAGUCCUGUUGGGCAGCCGAUGGCAACAAUCCUUUUUAAUUCAUUUGGAAAGAAAGGAGCGUUAGCACUAUGGUCUCUUAUCAUCGUACUCCAAUUCGCAACAGGAACAAGUAUGCUUACAGCUUGCUCUCGGCAAAUAUUCGCCUUCUCACGCGAUGGUGGUCUCCCCUUCUCCCAUUGGCUCUAUUACGUCCACCCGCGCAGUCACACGCCGCUCCAUUGUGUAUGGGCUGUCGUAUUCAUCUCCUUACUGUUGGGUCUUCUCGGGUUCGCAGGAAAUGUCGCUAUUGGCGCAAUAUUCUCCCUAGUAGUCCCCAUCAGCGCCAGGUUCCUUGGAGGUAAGAAGAUCAAGCCAGGUCCGUUCAGUCUUGGGAAACUUGUAAUCUUCCUGUGGCUGUUAGUUGCCGUUGUUUGGAUGGUCUUCAUGGUCAUCGUAUUCUUGUUUCCUACGACGCCUAGUCCCACUGCCCAGGACAUGAACUACACAGUUGUGGUUCUAGGGGGGACUCUUGUUCUUGCGACGAUUUACUUCUAUUUCCCUGUGUAUGGAGGCGUCCAUUGGUUCACGGGACCGGUGACUACGAUCGAUAAGCACGAUCUACGUCCUGGAUCUGAAUCCGAGUACACGGAGAAGAAGGAGAAUAUGAGUGACGAGGAAAGUAAGGGAGUGGCGUAA